AAACAGAACAGGGACAAACUAGAAAGGGGGUUUGUUUCACUUCAGAUUUGGUUAAUUAGGGUUCCGUUGGCGCGAGCUAAGAACGAAGGAAGUCGAAGCAGUAAAACCCAAUCAAAGACCCUCACUCUCAGCCCACUCUUCAAGUAAGUGAAACAGAAACAAGAUCAGGCUAGGAGACAAAUAGCUUGAAAUCUUUUAUUGCUAGCUACUGUUCUUGUGCUUUAAUUCAAUUGGUCUUACUUUCCCUUAGGAUCUGUAAUUACAAGAAGCUUAGAUUUGACACAAGCAGGCACAAUGGACAGCAUAGUUGAUUCUCUGAAUAAUGCCUAUCAAGAUUUUGUUGCUGCAGCAGCUAAUGUGUUAGAAGCCAAAGAAAAUGCUGGUUCCAUUAAAACAAUGGCAACAGAUACUGCUCUAGAAAACUUUAAGCAGAAGUGGGAAUUGUUUAGAGUAGCAUGUGAUCAAGCUGAGGAGUUUGUGGAGUCUGUGAAGCAAAGGAUAGGAUCUGAGUGUCUGGUGGAUGAGGCAACAAGGCCUGUGGCAGGAAAACCUGGACAAGCUACCAUGACCGGUCUUCCUCCCAUUAGUGCAGUUCGGUUGGAACAGAUGAGUAAAGCUGUUCGAUGGCUUGUGAUUGAAUUGCAGCAUGGCUCUGGAGCUGGUUCUGCUAAUUCAGCUCUUACCCACCCCUCAGCUCCGUUUGAUGCCAGGUUUUCUGAAGAUGCUGCUCAGUAGCAUUAAUGUGACUGUGAUGAUUAAUGUUAUAUAUUUUUUUCUCUAUGAUGAUCAUGCUUAGACUAUAUUGUGUUAAACAUUUUAUACAAGAUUAAGGAUUAGAUUUAUGCUAAGCUGUUAAAGAAUGUAACUUGUGUGUAUUGUGCAUGACACAACAAUCCUUAUUCCUUAAUUUUCUGUUGGUGAUAAUUAAUGUAUUUUAUCCUGCAAAAAUGAAAA
Molecule: messenger RNA, 954 nt
Organism: Glycine soja
Lineage: Eukaryota; Viridiplantae; Streptophyta; Magnoliopsida; Fabales; Fabaceae
Product: mediator of RNA polymerase II transcription subunit 32-like
Exons: 2
Coding region: 295-735 (146 amino acids)
Biological process (GO): root development; regulation of DNA-templated transcription; cold acclimation
Cellular component (GO): mediator complex
Source: RefSeq, a predicted model, not a curated record